UUGUGUCUGUGUCAUUAUUGGUCCCUGGAACCAGCUUCUAUGCCUCACUGCUCGACUGCUCAACUCGAUCAGAUAUUCUUAGGCAAUUUAUUCUAACAGCUGGGGGCUCGUGCGUGAAAGGGGGGGACUCUCCUUGUGAACCAGGAAAAAGCCUAGAGAGCGAGAAGGCAAAGUGUGCCGGAGAUCAGAGGAGGACCUACAAUAAAAGGGGGGGCUGACAGGAGCCAGUUUCUUCAGUGUGUUUGAGGGAGCAGAGGAGAAACUUGUGCUGACAGUCAAACAGACGGUGAGACGAGCAGAAGAAGAUGGAGGGAUGUCUGACACUCGUUUUACUCUUCACUAUAAUCACUCUAACCACAUCUGAUUUUGAGACUGUUAGGUUGGUUGGUGGUAACAGUCCCUGCAGUGGUCGAGUGGAGGUUCUUCAUAAUGGUCAGUGGGGAACAGUGUGUGGUGAUGACUGGGAUAUGACUGAUGUUGCAGUGGUGUGUAGAGAGCUGGGAUGUGGAGAGGUUGUAGAGGCUCUGGGUGAUGCUCGUUUUGGACAAGGAUCAGGACCAAUCUGGAUGGAUAAUGUGGCCUGUAGUGGAUCAGAAUCAACACUUAAGGACUGUAGAUCAUUAGGAUGGGGUGUUCAUAACUGUGGUCAUCAAGAAGAUGCUGGAGUCAAAUGCUCAGAAACUAUAAACUACGGAAGGUCAAGACUUGUGGACGGGUCUCACCUGUGCUCUGGAAGAGUGGAGAUGUAUUUUGGAGGACGAUGGGGUUCAGUGUGUGACGCUGUCUUUGACCAGAAGGAUGCAGAGGUUGUGUGUAGAGAGCUGGACUGUGGGGCUCCUGUACAGGUGCUGGGAGCAGCUGCUUUUGGCAAAGGAGACGCUCAGAUGUGGACACAAGAGAUUCAGUGUAGAGGAAAUGAAUCACACAUUCGACACUGUCCAUCAUCAAACUCGAUUAAAAUAAACUGCACCCAUGAAAAUGAUGUCGGACUGAUAUGUUCUGGUUACACUGAUCUCAGACUGGUCAAUGGUCCUGACAUCUGUUCUGGUCGAGUUGAACGUCAGUACUUCAGUAAAUGGGGCACAGUGUGCGAUGCAUGCUGGGAUAUGAGAGCUGCCAGUGUCCUCUGUAGACAGCUGAAUUGUGGGAUUGCUGUGUCAGUUGUGGGAUCAGACUGGUUUGGAGAGGGAAGUGGUGAAAUCUGGGCUGAUGUGUUUGAUUGUGACGGGAAUGAAACAAAACUCUCAGAAUGUUCCAUCUCUUCAUGGAGUCGAGCUGAAUGUUCUCAUAGACGAGAUGUUGGAGUCAUCUGCUCUGAUUCCUCUCUGGCUCUUCAUGACGGUCUGGUGCGGUUGUCUGGAGAGAGACAGUGUGAGGGGGAGGUGGAAGUUUUCAUCCAUCAGGUCUGGAGGAGAGUUCUGCUGGACUCCUGGAGUCUCUCUGAAUCCUCUGUGGUCUGCAGACAGCUGGGCUGUGGCUCUGUGCUGAACUUCUCCAGCUCCUCUUCAUCCAGUCCUGAACACAGUCAGGAGUGUGUGACGGGCUUCCAGUGCUCUGGGAGUGAAGCUCACCUGGGGAACUGCAGCUCUCCACAAACUCUCAACUGCAGUUCCACACAACAGCUGUCAAUCACCUGCAUCAGUCGCGGGUCCAUCAGGCUGGUGGGUUCUGGUGGAGACUGUGCAGGGAGGCUGGAGGUUUUUCACAGCGGCUCAUGGGGGACAGUGUGUGAUGACUCCUGGGAUAUUAAAGAUGCUCAUGUGGUGUGCAGACAGCUGCAGUGUGGAGUGGCCCUCAGUAACCAGCAGGUACCAGCCUGGUUUGGUCCUGGUUCUGGACACAUAUGGCUGGAUGAGGUGGAGUGUGAGGGGAAUGAGACGUCCCUGUGGAGCUGCUCUUCUCCAGGCUGGGGAAAACAUGACUGUCAACACAAGAAGGAUGUAGGAGUCGUGUGCUCAGAGUUUAAAGAGAUCAGGUUAACUGAUGGCUGUGAAGGGAAUCUGGAGGUUUUCUACAAUGGAUCCUGGGGUAAUGUGUGCUGGAACCAGAUGGACGGAGAUACAGUGAGUCUGAUCUGUCAAGAGCUGAACUGUGGAAGAUCUGGUGUUUUGUCUGAUUCUUCAGCAAGAGUGAAAUCAGCUCCUAACUGGCUGGAUAAAGUUACAUGUCGACCACAUGAUUCAUAUCUGUGGCAGUGUCCAUCUUCACCCUGGGGACAGAAUGACUGUGAUAGUAAGGAUGAAGUGGCCAAAAUCACCUGCUCAGAGGAGGAGAAUCAGGAGUCUCCUCGUAGUCAUCUGACAUGUUCAAUCUCACCAUCUCCUUACCAGAAAGAGUGUUCAAAUCAUGCACCUCUCAGACUGAGUGGAGGGGAUGGCCGGUGCUCUGGGAGGCUGGAGGUGUAUCAUAACGCUGUGUGGGGCUCAGUCUGUGAUGAUCAGUGGGACAUCAGCGAUGCUCAGGUGGUCUGCAGGCAGCUGGGUUGUGGAGCAGCACUGAGGGCUGAUGGGAAUUCAGUCUUUGGUGCUGGUGAAGGUGUUGUGUGGAUGAACAAAGUCGAGUGCAGAGGAAAUGAGAUUCAUCUGUGGGACUGUCCUCUCUCCCUGAAUAACCACACUGACUGCUCCCACAAAGAGCACGCUGGACUCACCUGUGAAGGUCAUAGCCAAACAAAAAGUUACACUGAUCUCAAGCUGGUAAACGGUCCUGACAUCUGUUCUGGUCGAGUUGAACGUCAGUACUUCAGUAAAUGGGGCACAGUGUGUGAUGCAUGCUGGGAUAUGAGAGCUGCCAGUGUUCUCUGUAGACAGCUGAAUUGUGGGACUGCUGUGUCUGUUGUGGGAUCAGACUGGUUUGGAGAAGGAAGUGGUGAAAUCUGGGCUGAUGUGUUUGAUUGUGACGGGAAUGAAACAAAACUCUCAGAAUGUUCCAUCUCUUCAUGGAGUCGAGCUGAAUGUUCUCAUAGACGAGAUGUUGGAGUCAUCUGCUCUAGUGAGAGGACUUUAUUGAAAAAUGUGUUAUAA
Molecule: messenger RNA, 3023 nt
Organism: Carassius carassius (crucian carp)
Lineage: Eukaryota; Metazoa; Chordata; Actinopteri; Cypriniformes; Cyprinidae
Product: deleted in malignant brain tumors 1 protein-like
Exons: 11
Coding region: 306-3023 (905 amino acids)
Cellular component (GO): membrane
Source: RefSeq, a predicted model, not a curated record